AUGUCAGCUUGCGAAGAGUGGUCUCAGUGGAACUUUGUCCUCCAACUCUUCCAGGAGCUCAAAGAUUGCCAGCUGCAGCGAAGCGAGCUCACCCACAAUACUGCCGUCACAGCUGCCUCGGACGGAUCGCAUUGGCGAGGGGCGCUGAAGUUGCUGUUUGAGCUUCAAGCAGUGCGCGCAGAGCAGGACGUGCUUUCAUUCUCCUCUACUGUGUCAGCGUGCCAGUGGAACUGGAAGGCUGCUCUGAGCGUGGUGGAGGAGAUGUCCAAGGUCAAUGUUUCUGAGGACGUCAUCACCUUGGGCUACACGGUGGCGGCUUGUGACCGAGGCGGCGUCAUGCUGGCCGAUGUUUUGGGCCUUAUUCAGGCCACAGGCGGCCAGGAGAAGUGCAUCAACCUGCGCAAUGGUUUCGAUGCGAAGAGCUGCACCUUCGGAUCGGAUGCUUGGCGGCAACUGACGACGUCGACCCCAGGGCUGUUAGCACGCAAGAACGUGGACAAAGAGUGCAUCGUCUACAAUGCUUGCAUCAGUGCGUGCGAGAAAGCGGGCCAAUGGCAACAUGCCUUGGGCCUCUUCAGUGAGAUGGAGGGUAUGACGAUCCAGAAGACAUCCAUCACUUACAACGCUACUGUGAGUGCCUGCGAAAAAGGGCACGAGUGGGAGCUGGCACUGACAAUUGUUUCCCAGAUGGAGCACCAGAAUGUGGAUAGAUGCCCAAUCACCUACAAUGCCGCCAUCGCGGCUUGCGAUGAAGCGGGCCAGUGGCAACAUGUCCUUCUCUUGUUGGAAGACAUGAACCGUGGACAGUUGCAGCGCGAUGCCAUCACGUACCAUGCCUGUGUCAUGUCCUGCGAGAAGAGCAUGCAGUGGCAGCGUGCCUUAGGUUGGUUUGAGGAGAUGCGCAGCCAAAGGCUCGAGCACAACUCCAAUACCCUCAAUGCGGUUGUCAGCUCUUGCGAGCAGAGCGGCCAGUGGUCAGUCGCAAGCAACAAGUUUGGACCUGCCUUCUUCUCGCUGGCCCCUGAGAGCGUUCCAAGUCUGCAGCCAGGACCAGCUGAAGGUUCUGAGUCGUCAGCAACAUCUGGAGAGUGGAGUUUCGUUCUCCAGAAUUCUGUUUUGGAAGCGCUGAUCACAUGUCGUGAUGGAAUCCUACAGCCAAUACAGCUGACAAACAAGAUCUCUGGACAGCAGCUGCCACCUCCUGAAGAUGCAUUCCAGGCCAACCUUGUGCUUGAUGGCAGACUGGAUCGGGCUGGUGAAGUGCUGUCCAGCUCAGAUUUUCAAGUGCUCACGAUGAAUCUUGGCCGAGUAGAAAACCAGGCGAAUGCAUCGCAAUUGAGUUUGAGAAUGACCGGGUGGAUGAUCACUGCCGUGAUGGAGCUCCGAGGAACCGUGGAAUCAGCAAAGUGGUCAAUAGAGCUCCGGGAUGGUUCCAACUAUCUGAAGAUUGCACUUCGCAUGAGUGGACCUGCAGACAACACGUCUUCAGGGCUUGCAGAUGGAGAAGUUAAACGGUCUGGAAAGCACCCGGUGGAUCCAGAGGCUGACUCCGAAUUGUGCCUUCUGUCUGGUAACCUGCAGGGCAGCCGUGUGGCAGGCAAAGUUGAUGGAGUACCUGUCAUUUCAGACCACUUCUUCUUCGGACUGGAGCAUCCGCAAGCGCAAAAUUCAGCAGAUCGUGGAAAGUACCGGUGCUGCCUAAAACAACAUGCCGAAAAGAUUGCGGAGCAUGGUCCUCAUGCAGAUCUGGUUCUGGGAGUUGCGGCGCCAGGCCAAAUGCGAAGGUCCUUUUUGUAUUACUUGGAACGGGAGCGUGCUCAUCCUUCAAGGAAAAUGCUUCAUUACAAUAGCUGGUAUGACAUUGGAACGGGCCAGCAAUUUGAUGCUAAGCAGGCAGUAGACCGAUUGGAACAUAUUGCCAGGGAGCUCGCGCGAAGAGGUGUUGUGCUGGACUCCUUCCUGAUGGAUGACGGCUGGGACGAUCCAGACAGUGGACCUUGGGAUGCGCACAGUGGCUUCAGCAAGAGCGACCUGAAGCAGUUGGAAGAACGUGCAAUGCAUUGGAAGACCUCAUUGGGCCUUUGGUUUUCGCCUUUUGGUGGCUAUCAUGAAGCAAGGCAGCGGCGCAUCCACGCAGCGAGGAAGGCCGGCAUCCCUGUGCGAGGGGAGACGCGUGAACGGAAGUUGGCAGUGCUCCGCAGAGGUGGAUGUACACAAUCUGCACCCUGCAGCGAAGGGGAAGGACGCUGCCAGACCAACGAGGACUGCAAGGGGCAGCUUGAAUGCUGGCACACCACCCACGCUGUCAGCCCGCCUGGGGUGGACCUCAGCGGUCUUUCGGACUCAGAUCUCAGGAUAUGUUUCGACCCAGGUGCGCGCUCUGCAUUCCUAGGAUUGGGACUCAAGGAAUACUACACGCACUUCCGAGAUGCGAUCUGGAAGUGGUUGCGCAGGGGAGCCAACCUGUUGAAGCUGGAUGGCAUUGGAAACCCAGCUGGCUUAGACCAAACUUUGGAGGAAGACUUUGAUGCAGCUGUGAGCCUUAUAGCAGAACUGCGCAAGAUUAGCAGCGACGUCUUUAUCAACCUGUCGACGGGCACAUGGCCAUCUCCGUUCUGGCUCCUUUAUUCGGACACUGUCUGGCGCAGGGGGCAUGACCAUUACUUUGAAGGCAGCGGGUGCGCGCGUGAACGUUGGAUCACGUACCGUGAUGCCAUGGUCUAUGCCAAUGUUGUGACGCAGUCCCCCCUGUUUCCUCUGAGCUCGCUCAUGGUCCAUGGAAUCAUCUUUGCAAAGGAUGCCUGGGACCUCAAUCGGCUGGAAGGAUCUGGAACGGGCAUGUCCCAUGAACCUUUCAAGCAUGAAGUACGGUCCGCCUUUGGUUCUGGGGUGAUGCUGCAGGAGCUUUACAUAACUCCCAGCCUGCUGAAUCGGGAGAAUUGGGAUGAUAUUGCUGAAGCGGCCACGUGGGCCAGCAGCAGGACUGAGACUCUUGCUGAUGUCCAAUGGUUUGGGGGAGAUCCUGCUAAGGGAGAAGUUUAUGGUUGGGCCGCUUGGUAUGGAAAUGCACGGAACGGUUCGGCAAGUUCCGCAAUUUUGACGCUGAGAAACCCAUCCCCGAUCAGGCAGUCUGUUCAGGUGGAUCCUGUGAAAGCAUUCUCACUUCCGGGCUAUGCGAAUUCACCCUUAGUGCUGAAUACCCCUUUCAGUGACCAGAGACCGCGUCAAAUUCAGCUGGUACGAGGUCGGGUCACGUCAAUAGAUCUGCCUGCAUUUGCUGUCUUGGUGUUUGACACCUCCGGGCCAACUCCGUCUGCCUGGGCAGUAUACCUUGACAUCUUGGUCGAUAACUUGGCUGUCCUUUUCUGGACUGUCCUUGCUGUUUUGGUGGCUGGAUUUAGCUUACGCGGGGGUUCCGCUGCUUCUGCAGCUCCUGCAGCUCCUGCAGUCCCUCUCGAGGAGCUUCGACGACGGCGGCUUGCAGCGUUGGAACGCCGCGGAGCUGAUCGCUAG
Molecule: messenger RNA, 3513 nt
Organism: Symbiodinium pilosum
Lineage: Eukaryota; Dinophyceae; Suessiales; Symbiodiniaceae
Source: the annotation of a GenBank genome assembly